Molecule: messenger RNA, 1126 nt
Organism: Ceutorhynchus assimilis (cabbage seed weevil)
Lineage: Eukaryota; Metazoa; Arthropoda; Insecta; Coleoptera; Curculionidae
Source: the annotation of a GenBank genome assembly
GUAUUGAAAAGCUUCCAUCAGCCCAAAAUCGAAAACUUCAUUUUUCUUUUCGUUUUGGUGUCCUGGAGGUGCACAUCGACUUUUAAUUUAUUUGACAAAAAAAAUGAGCGAGACUCUGCAACUCAAAGGAACCCUAUUGGGGCACAAUGGGUGGGUCACCCAAAUCGCCACCAACCCCAAAUACCCUGACAUGAUCCUGUCUUCAUCUCGAGACAAGACUUUAAUUGUAUGGAAAUUGACCCGCGAAGACAACCAAUACGGCGUGCCCCAAAAACGCCUUCACGGACAUUCGCAUUUUAUCUCUGACGUAGUACUUUCCAGCGAUGGCAACUACGCUUUGUCAGGCUCCUGGGACAAAACCUUGCGUCUGUGGGACUUGGCCGCCGGAAAAACCACCAGGCGAUUCGAGGAUCACACCAAGGAUGUCUUGAGCGUUGCCUUCUCAGUCGACAAUCGUCAAAUCGUGUCCGGAUCAAGAGACAAAACUAUUAAAUUGUGGAACACUUUGGCCGAAUGCAAAUACACCAUUCAAGAUGAAGGACAUUCUGAUUGGGUAUCCUGUGUACGUUUCUCUCCAAACCACGCCAAUCCGAUCAUUGUCUCAGCUGGCUGGGACCGCAUGGUUAAAGUAUGGAACCUGACCAAUUGCAGACUAAAGAUUAACCACACCGGACACGCUGGGUACCUCAACACAGUGACAGUUUCACCUGAUGGUUCCCUAUGUGCUUCUGGAGGCAAAGACUGCAAAGCCAUGCUUUGGGAUUUGAAUGAUGGCAAACAUUUGCACACGUUGGACCACAAUGACAUUAUCACUGCUUUGUGCUUCUCACCAAACAGGUAUUGGUUGUGUGCUGCGUUUGGACCAUCAAUCAAAAUUUGGGACCUCGAAAGCAAAGAAAUGGUGGAAGAACUCAAACCAGAAGUGGCGUCGCAAUCGCAAGGCCCCAAAGCUGAACCGCCACAGUGUUUGUCGCUGGCGUGGUCCACCGACGGUCAAACCUUGUUCGCCGGUUACUCUGACAAUAUUAUUAGGGUGUGGCAAGUCAGUGUCAGCGCUCAUUAGUUUGUGAUAAGUUUGAAACAAUUUUUAAAAUAAAAAAAAUUGAUAAGCCGAUGGGUUGUAUUU